AUGGACAGAAAACCAAACGUUUCUAUUGAUAACGAUUCGUUUACAGAAACCACUCCUCAAAGACAGCAGUUUGAUUUACACACUCCAUCCAGUCGUUUGCUUCAUUCAUCCGCAACUCGUUCGUUUGGUAACACUCAAGGACUCUUUCAUCGCACCACAGCUAGUCAAGGCACAAAAACUCCUAUUGGCUUGCGAUAUGGAGUCAGACAUUCAGUAAAACCAUCAGUUGGCACUCAUCAGACGACUGGAAUGAUGAGUUCGUCUAAAGCUGAUUCUGCCUCGGUACAACUCGAAACUUGCAAUCCUGCUCUGAAUUCCUUUUACAACUUUUUAGCUGUGGCGGAUUCAGGAUCUCCUAAAGUCAGUCAAUCCAAAUCUCCUACAAAAACGGACUCUCCCACCACUCGCAAACGAGCAGCAUCACCUAUUCAAGACCAAUCCAUAGCACAAACUUCUCAAAAGGAAAUCAAACGUCUGGAACGAUUAUUAGCUAGCACCAAAUCCACUUAUAUGGCAAAGUUGAUUGAAGCUGAGCGUGACCGAGAUCGGCUGGAAACAGAGCUGAGUGAUGCAACUAUUCGCCAUGAAAGAUUGGAUUCGGAUCGUAGUUUUUUAUUCUCAAGAGAUACAGAUUUGAGUGAACGUAUUGAAAAACUUCAAAAGGAGUUGAUUGAAACUAAAAGCCUAAGGAAUCAAGAGAUCCAUAGACUUGAUGAUGAAAUUAGGGAAUUAAAAGAAUCGUGGCAAUUUGAUAAAGAUACAAAUGAAAUAAACAUCAGCACAGUAAAAGCUGAGCUAGAUCAGAAACGAAUCAUUGUCGAUUCCUUGAUGUUGCAACUUGAAGUUGCUCAACAACAGAUUUUAGAGCAAAAGCAACUGAUUGACGAUGCUCAAAUCCAGAAAAAAGAGUAUGAGCUAAAACUUUCAGGAUUGCACUCAUCCAAUCUUACUAAGCAAAGCAUAGGAUCGAUGAAAGAAAACAAAGAUGCUGAUGCGAUUCUUUACAAGCAAUUAGCUGAGCAAACUACUUAUAUCCGUCAACUUGAAAAAAAAGUCGCUCAACAAGCUGAUCAAAUUUCAUUCCAUAAAGCUAUACAAGAAAACACUGAGCGCCUCAAGGAAGAAAAUACAGCACUACAACAACAAAUUGAGUCACUAUCUGUUGUACGCAUGCAAUUAAGCGAGGCGCGUGUUGCAUUGACCAAUAUGGAGUCUGAAAAGGCUAGAUGGCAGAGUUUUAUAAAUGAUGUUGGCACAGAUUUGGGUAUUGAUUCGCCAUACGCCUUGGCCAAGUUAAUAUCUUCUCAGCGAACUGAAAUUGCUUCUUUGAAGACACAAAUUGAAGAAAUGCACAAGGAAAUUGAUUUGCUUAAAUUUGCUCGGCAGGAGGAUUCGAAUGUGCUUAGGCGUACUGAAGCAUCAAAUCAACUUUUACAAAAGCAAAUCACAUCUCUUCAAGCACAGCUGAAAAGCUAUGAUUUAGAAGAGCAGUCCAUGAUGAAAUCUUACGAUAUUCAAAAAAGUCAUCGAAUUGCGGAUUUGGAACUUUUGAUUGUUGACUACAGGACUCGAAAUGAAAUGUUGGAAUUAGAGCUUAAAACUCAAUCGCAAAGUAUUGUUCAGUCUCAGUUGCAACAGCAUGUAAAGCGCGAAUAUGCACAGGAUGACACACUCCAUCUCGAUCAAGAAAUGGCUACAUUGAAAAACGCCAAUGAAAUGCUCAAGACUGAGGUGAAUUCACUUGAGAUACAAGUUGGAGUGCUGCAGCAUGCAAUCGGUCGUGGAGAAUAUGAUCCAACUACCACUCGCAUUGUAAUGCUAGCCGAUAAUCCAGAAUCAAAAGCAGCUCUGGACAGAAAUCAAAUUCAUGAGGCAAUGGCUGCAGAAAAUAAAGAGCUGAGAAUGAGAUUAGAGCAGGUUGGCGGUGCAUGUAUGCCAAGCCGAUCUGCUUGUGCUGAUGAGCCACAGUCGGGUAUGAUUCCAAUCGAAAGUUUGCAUACCAAGGAGAUUCAAUGCAAUCAACUUCAAGAGGAGUUGGAUGGAUGUAACAAACGCAUGACUCGACUUAAAGAGGUGUUUGGGACUAAAAUACAAGAGUUUCGCGAAGCAGUGUACAUAUUACUAGAUAACCUGACACAGCUGUGGUGUAUAGGGUUUAAAGUAGAGAUUCAGAUUGAUGGGCAAGUACGAGUGGCAUCCAUGUAUGCUCAUAGCAUUGACGAUCCCGUGUUGCUUUUUACUUCUGCUACAAACCCACAGAUUGAAUUACAGCUUGUUGGAGGUACAAAUGAGUCACGCAAUGCAUUGCAUCAAAAUGUGCAAAUGUAUCUUGAGCAACACAGAUCAAUACCUGCUCUGUUGGCUGCGACAACUUUGAAUUGGUUUGAGAGAUCGAAUAAACUUUCAAAUUGA
This is a messenger RNA of Batrachochytrium dendrobatidis JAM81, 2412 nucleotides long. RefSeq lists its product as uncharacterized. Gene Ontology annotation, cellular component: nuclear envelope; kinetochore; mitotic spindle. The transcript has 11 exons. Gene Ontology annotation, biological process: attachment of mitotic spindle microtubules to kinetochore; mitotic spindle assembly checkpoint signaling. The coding region runs from base 1 to 2412 and encodes 803 amino acids. NCBI's taxonomy places the organism in Eukaryota, Fungi, Chytridiomycota, Chytridiomycetes, Rhizophydiales. The record is from RefSeq and is a predicted model, not a curated record.